AUGCUGCUACCUGGGCUGCUGCUGCUGCUGCUGCUGCUAGCUGGCACCCGCUGGCUGUGGGGCCAGUGGAAGCUCAGAAACCUCCACCUCCCGCCUCUGGCCCCGGGUUUUCUGCACUUCCUACAGCCUAACCUUCCCAUUUACCUGCUUGGCCUCACUCAGAAACUCGGGCCCAUCUACAGGAUCCGCUUGGGGCUGCAAGAUGUGGUCGUGCUAAAUUCUAACAGAACCAUUGAGGAGGCCUUGAUCCAAAAGUGGGUGGACUUUGCUGGCCGACCCCAGAUGCUAAAUGGAAAGAUGGACUUGGACCUGUCCCUGGGGGAUUACACUCUAAUGUGGAAAGCCCACAAGAAACUCUGUCGCUCGGCCCUGAUGCUGGGCAUGCGAGACUCCAUGGAGCCUCUGAUAGAGCAGCUGACCCAGGAGUUCUGUGAGCGCAUGCGAGCCCAGGCUGGCACCCCCGUGGCCAUCCAUAAGGAAUUCUCUUUCCUCACUUGCAGUAUCAUCUCCUGCCUCACUUUUGGAGACAAGGACAGCACGUUGGUACAGACCCUUCACGACUGCGUCCAGGACUUAUUGCAAGCAUGGAACCACUGGUCCAUCCAAAUCUUGACGAUAAUUCCCCUUCUCAGGUUCCUCCCCAACCCAGGCCUCCAGAAGCUGAAGCAGAUCCAAGAGAGACGGGACCAUAUUGUCAAGCAGCAGCUGAAGCGGCACAAGGACAGCAUGGUGGCAGGCCAAUGGAAAGACAUGAUUGACUACAUGCUCCAGGGAGUGGAGAAGCAAAGGGAUGGCAAAGACGAAGAGCGACUCCACGAGGGGCACGUGCACAUGUCGGUGGUGGACCUGUUCAUCGGCGGCACUGAGACCACGGCUACCACGCUGUCCUGGGCUGUGGCUUUCCUGCUUCACCACCCUGAGAUCCAGAAGCGACUGCAGGAAGAGUUAGACCUCAAGCUGGGCCCCGGCUCCCAGCUCCUGUACAGGAACCGAAUGCAGCUACCUCUGCUCAUGGCCACCAUUGCCGAGGUGCUGCGUUUGCGGCCUGUGGUGCCCUUGGCCUUGCCCCAUCGUGCAACUAGGGCUAGCAGCAUCUCCGGCUAUGACAUCCCCAAGGAUACGGUCGUCAUCCCCAACAUCCAAGGCGCCAACCUGGAUGAGAUGGUUUGGGAACUGCCCAGCAAGUUCUGGCCUGAUCGCUUCCUGGAACCUGGCAAGAAUCCCAGAACACCAUCCUUUGGCUGUGGGGCACGCGUGUGCCUGGGAGAGCCUCUGGCAAGGCUGGAGCUCUUUGUGGUGCUGGCUCGACUGCUGCAGGCCUUCACUCUGCUGCCUCCACCAGAUGGCACCCUGCCCUCCCUGCAGCCCCAGCCUUAUGCUGGUAUCAAUCUCCUGAUUCCUCCCUUCCAGGUGCGGCUGCAGCCCAGAAACCUGGCACCCCAAGACCAGGGUGAGAAAUCCUUGACAGGAUAG
This is a messenger RNA of Mus caroli (Ryukyu mouse), 1473 nucleotides long. RefSeq names its product cytochrome P450 family 21 subfamily A member 2 (gene Cyp21a2). The record is from RefSeq and is a predicted model, not a curated record. Lineage: Eukaryota; Metazoa; Chordata; Mammalia; Rodentia; Muridae. Gene Ontology annotation, biological process: hormone biosynthetic process; progesterone metabolic process. Gene Ontology annotation, molecular function: heme binding; steroid 17-alpha-monooxygenase activity; iron ion binding.